Molecule: messenger RNA, 2176 nt
Organism: Pseudovirgaria hyperparasitica
Lineage: Eukaryota; Fungi; Ascomycota; Dothideomycetes; Acrospermales; Acrospermaceae
Exons: 2
Coding region: 117-1961 (614 amino acids)
Source: RefSeq, a predicted model, not a curated record
AAGGUCACGGUGGUGGAAAAGGUAUGAGUUUGGCGUAAAACCUUUUCUCGAUUCGACACCCGGUCCACCGUUUCACACGGCAUCAUCCCUUGGAUGCGCCAAACUCCAUAUACCACAUGUCUAUUCACUUCCCUGUCAGUCCACGCUUAUCUGCCAUGCCAGGCCCAGUCAUCGUGGUCGAUUUGCUGCCGGAAUCUCCAGAAGCUAUGGUGGCAGCCGCUGCUGUUCCGCGACAAGCUCCAGCUAUGACUAUAUCAUCUUCGCGUCUCCCUUCCUCAUCAUUAUCCGGAGCAUCAUCAUCAACAUCAUCAUCAUCACCAUCACCCGCACCGCCUCGACCUCUGCUUGCUUCCAGUGCGACGCCAGCUCCCUCUUCUCGACUGGAAAAACAACUGCCACGGACGCCACCAGAACUCGAGAUUCAAGAAAAGAACCGGACGCGUCCACGAGCUCGACCAAACGUCACCAUCCGAAUUCCCAAGCGGGGCUGGCCGAACUCUUCCGCCAUGAGCAAGCCAGCGUUGUUGACAGAGGCCGAAUAUGAGGCUCUACCACCCUCUAUCCAGCGAAAAUAUUUCUCCUCUCUGGAGCGUUUGAGAAUUGCAGAGCACACCGCUCAACAGCAGCAGCAAACAAAGUCGCGGCCGUUGGCUCGGUUUCCUGGUCCCGUUGUUGUUACAAAAACCUCAUCUCCCACCACCAGCCGACCUCGUCCCUGGACCCAAAGAGGCAAUUCACGCGUACGGAAGUCGCACUCAUUACAACGAGAUUGCACCAUCUCCCACGCUGAGGCUCAGUGGUUCUUGUCUCUUCCUGAAAAAGUCCGUCGUCAACAAUUCUCUCGCGAGGAACAAGUCUUGCUAGCUGGCGGCCUGGAUACAUAUUACCUUGAUCACCUGAACGAGAAGUCUGGCCAGCCGGUUACUGCUGUGGAACGACAUCACGACUGCGAUCUUGACUACGAAUCUGAUCCACUUUCGGAGAAACGCGGCUGUCUAACCAACCGUCACUCUUCCCACUUGCUCCGGAAAGACAGCUUUACCAAAGACAAUUCCGAAUUGGUGUGUAUCGACGCCAUGGCCCCAUCUCCGGAAGUCAUGACCCAACGGCCUCGCCGCAGCUCCAUGCGUCGAACCAUGUCGAGCACGAGCGUGACGCUGAGCCCUCUCCGUCAAUCUACAUCAUCGACGCCGUCUGUACAAUCAUCAUUUGGUUCGAGACGACCUCUUCUGAGACCUCGCGCACAAUCUCACGCCAUGCCUGCAUUACUGGACACCGGUAGAACUUCAGUGGAUGGUCCAGCAAAACACUAUCAGGAUCCCGAUGCCAGACAGAAACUCAAGACAUAUCUCGGAUCCGCACAGAAAUUCGACGAGGCAAUUGAGUUUGGCUUUCCGUCGACACACACCGAGGAACCAGCUCCAAGCAAGGUAGAAACCGUGUCGAGUGGUCUAGUCAGCUACGAUGUUGCCAAUUUUCUACGCGAUGAGGUUCUAUCCUGCAUGGAAUCUUACGCUGGCGACCAGUCAGACCGCGCAUCAGCAAGAAGCGAAGCAGAUACGGAAGGAGACCUUGACAGCCCUGUUACACCUUCCGAUUUUGCCCAUCUUGGAUUCCGUCAUGGCGGGCGAUCCAACUUUUCCUCCCUCGAUUCAAGUGGGCUUCCACCGUCAUGGCCCAAUCUAAAGCCAUACCCGCAAGAUGCUCAGCAGGAUCUAUUUUCGGGAGCGCGCGAGAUGACUCUACGAAUGACGCUCACUAGACCGGAUCUACGUGCGAACGAAGAAGAAUUAUACGGGUGGCGAUACUCGUCGCAAGCCCCAUCCAAAGAUCCUCUGGCGCUCGAGGCACUCCCUGCCUUUACCAGUGACGUGGACGGGUCUCACAGCCCUUUCUCCAACAACAGCCCGCGAUCAAGCCUAAUCGGACGGCUUUUUGGCAAAAUCAAGAAGAAGACGUGACACAUCUUCCAUCAAAAAGUUCCGCAGCCGUUCCUUCAACCUACUACUUUAAUUCUCUGUAUGUUUUCAUUGGACUUUAAUUGUAUUUUCUCGUGUUCCUAGUCAUUAGCACGGCGUCGUAGGGAUUUGUUGUUGUCUCUCGGGAGCUUUCCCCAAGUUGUUUGUCCUUGAGUAUGCAAGGGCAUGUCGCGCCGAGUGCGACCUAGCGAUGUUUC